Molecule: messenger RNA, 1965 nt
Organism: Melospiza melodia melodia
Lineage: Eukaryota; Metazoa; Chordata; Aves; Passeriformes; Passerellidae
Gene: LACTBL1
Product: lactamase beta like 1
Exons: 7
Source: RefSeq, a predicted model, not a curated record
AUGAGAAGAGCCUCCUGAGCAGCCAUGGAGGGGUUACAGCUGCGGCAGGCACCCUGCAGCCGGAGCUUCCUCAAGCUCACUGCCAUGGAGCUGAAGUGGAUCCAUGUCUUGGUCGUGUUCCUCCUCCUGCUGUCUGUGGCCAUGACCGGCUGCUUCCUGUGGCAGUACAGCCUCCCCAAGGUGGAGCCCAAUCCAUCCGUGAUGGAGGUGAGGUCAGAAGCUGUGCAGAUGUGUCCCCGCUACCCUGAGCCAGUGCCACUGGACCACCCCCUCCCCAUCCUGAAGGAAGCACUGGAGAAGGUGGACCAGAUGCUGCGGCAGAAGAUGCACAGCUCGGGGCUCCCGGCCAUGUCGGCCAUCGCCAUCUACAACGACACCGUGCUCUGGACGGGCAACUUUGGCAAGAGGAACGCCUCCGACCCUGCCUCGGGGGCACCCAACGAGUACACCAUCUACAGAAUUGCCAGUGUCUCCAAGAUCUUCCCCACCAUUAUGUUGUACAAGAUGUGGGAGGAAGGAAAAGUCACAUCCCUUGAUGACCCCUUGGAGCGUUAUGCCCAGAACUUUGUUAUCAAGAACCCUCUGGGGAGGCUCAAGGACUCAGAGCAGAGAUACACAGCAGAUGGCCUGGUGUUUCUGGAAAAAGGCUCGGUGCCCCUGAAGCCAUCUCUGGUCACCCUGCGCAGAAUGGCCAGCCAGCUCUCAGGUCUGCCCCGGAGGCUGCGAUCCACCAGCCUGCUCUGGAAGGGCAGCACUCAGGACGCCCUCGCGCUGCUCAAAGACGACGUCCUGGUGGCUGACCCAGGAACCAGAUGCCACUACAGCAACCUGGCCUUCUCCCUGAUGGCUCACGUGCUGGCUGAGCACGCGGCCGAAGGGCAGUACCAGCGCUGGAUCUCGGAGAACAUCCUGGAGCGCCUGGGCAUGGAGGACACAGGGUUUGACAUCACGGCGCCCGUCCGCUCCCAGAUGGCCGUGGGCUUCUACGGCAGCCAGCAGCCAGCCCCGCUCUACGACCUGGGCUGGUACCGGCCCUCUGGCCAGAUGUACUCCACAGCUGCCGACCUGGCCAAGCUGGCCAUGGUCUUCCUGGGCACCUACCACCGCCGGCUGCUCGAGCCCGACACGGUGAAGACGAUGCUGACACCGCUGCUCAAGUGCUCCGUGGAAUACUUUGCUAACAAGACAGGCACGCCCUGGGAGAUUAACGAGCAGCUGGGAUAUGAUGUCAUCAGGAAGGAUGGGGACCUCGAUGGUUACUCAGCAACCUUCUCUCUCAUCCCCAAGCUCCGCCUGAGCUUCAUUGUGCUGAUGGCAGGGCCCAGACCUCAGGGUGGGGACAUUGUGACUCAGACAUACGAGUAUCUCAUCCCUGCCAUGGAAACAGCAUUCAGAGAGGCUGACAAAAGCUUGGUUCCUCCUCCAAACCCAAUCCCCUAUGUUGGCUACUACACCUAUUCCAACCUGACUUUCUAUGAGAUCAAGGUUGGAAUUGGUGGGGUGCUCCUCAUGCAGCAGUUUGGGCCUCACGUGGAAGAGCUGAUCCCUGAAAAGUAUCGGACAAUCAAGCUCCACCACUUGGAAGAUCGUGUUUUCCAAGUCGUUUUUGACAAGGAGUUCCCAUGUGUUCUGCACCUGGGCUCUGCCUCCAUCUCACUGGAGACACAGAAUGGGCAGCUCUUUAACUUCUACCCCUUCGACCGCAAGGGUUUGUCCCCUGGCUUUGACGCCCCGGGGCUGAACACCUACAACGUGGUGCGUGUGCUGCGCAAGCCCGUGUUCUACAGCUAAACACUCCCUCCACUCCUGGGAGCUGGCUCCAAAUCUGUGUCUUACCAGACUCUCCUGCCUCUGUGGCAUUGUGGAUGCCAUUCAAACGGGAAGAAUGGAGGCAAAUGACUCUUUUGCCAAACAAAUCCUUCCCACUUUUAAGACUACUUUAAUGACUUGUCAUUGGCCCAAGCA